Messenger RNA from Drosophila rhopaloa, 1229 nucleotides. Its product is annotated as kunitz-type serine protease inhibitor spermatin. Bases 614 to 919 code for a protein of 101 amino acids. The transcript is spliced from 2 exons. Lineage: Eukaryota; Metazoa; Arthropoda; Insecta; Diptera; Drosophilidae. The record is from RefSeq and is a predicted model, not a curated record. Gene Ontology annotation, molecular function: serine-type endopeptidase inhibitor activity.
UUCGCGACUCGACGUUUAGUCAGUGACCAAGUGUGUGGUGAACCAUAUCCGUUUCUUCUUUAAUAAUAAUUAAUAAUCUUCAAAACUGCGAAGACAAAGUCCAUAAAAAGGAGCGUUAGAGCCCUGGAGAACUUCCCAUCUGCAUUACGAACUAAUAAUUCUUAAAAAACAGCGUUAGAGCUCUGGAGAAUUUUCAAUCUGCAUAACGAAUUGAAAAACUGCUGCAACAAAGACUCAAUCUCUUUUUCGGCUGGACUCUUGCACUUUAGAUGAACUCUGCAGAGUGACGAGUAUAAAAAACCCAUAAACGGAAUAAAGAAAUAAAUAAAUACGAAAGACAGACAGAUCGGCCGAUCAUCUAUAUACUAGAGGCUUUCAAUCACUGUGGAAUCGGACACAUUCCGUACAGCCUCUUAUAUAUGGCGACGAGCGGCUGCUGCGCAUUUGUGUUUGUCCUGAACCAGAUUGACAUCAUCGGUGCCAGGGAGCAAAAUAGAGCUGCAAUACAGAGCUGACUAACUUGAACGACGGUUGACGGGCACAGCAAGAGGAGAGAUCAACUAACAUCCAGAGCAACCAUCAAUCCCAAAAAUCUAUCCAAAUUAUAUCCAAAAUGGCCAUCCACAGUCAGUUAAGGAACACAGUGUGGCUUUGUGUGAUUUUGGCAAUGAUUCUGGACCAGCAAACGCCCGCAGAGGCUCGAGUGCGAGACCUUUGCCAGGUGGUGCCGAGCACGAAUGGAGUGUGUAUGCCCACCACCGUGGGAAUCUAUUACGAUCCCGAAACGCAACGCUGCCAGUACAAGGGCUGCAGCAACAAACCACUCUUCAGCACCCUCGAGGAUUGCGACAAGAUUUGCAACAAUCCGCGGCACGUGAAGCGGCGCAACCAAGCAAAGGCCAAUGAAACCUCACAUUAAAUAAAUAAAUAGGAUCAAAAGAAAACUUUGUUGUACAUACUUAAAGUGUUUUAUUCAGUGACAAACAUUCAGACUGAAUUUUAAAUGCUUGAAAAAAGAUUAGAAAUGGUUCGUUACAUUCUUAACAUAUCUUUUGUGAAUUCAUAAAUUCAGAAACGUGCCAACAUUACGAUUUUAAAUAUACCUUGUAGUUUCUACCAUGUAGUAGAUUUUAAGAAAACAACGUGCAUUAUUUCUCUCUGUUUAAAUAUAAAAAUAAGGAUUACAAAUCCCACUUCUCUAAAUAUAAUAUAUAUAAGGUUAAUAGGAA